Molecule: messenger RNA, 219 nt
Organism: Geodia barretti
Lineage: Eukaryota; Metazoa; Porifera; Demospongiae; Tetractinellida; Geodiidae
Source: the annotation of a GenBank genome assembly
CAAGUAAAAUGCAUUAGCUGGUGCAUCCGGGGGAGUGAGGCUGGUGUACUUUUUGAAGAGUCGCACGAAGCAGCGCUCCGGAUUCACAAGCCCCCAGGAUGGUUCUUCGAGAUGUCCUCCUGGUAUUUCAAGGAAGCUCUUUCCACUGCCUGUUCGAUGAGCUGAAUCUGGGGUGGGGAGCGUCGUAGCUGCCGAUGUUCCCGGCCGCUCCGCAGCGCG